UGAAUGCAUCACGAACAUAACGUCCUCGCGGGGCGCCCCCCCUGCUCGUCACUACAUGUUUUGGACCCGAAAGGACUUUUAACGACAUUAAAUACACGUCAAGAAGCUCCUUUAACAAUACCUCAACCAAGCUCUUCAUCUUUACCUUCAUGGUUUUUAUUUUUAUGUUGCUAAAGCGGAGCUAGCAGUAGCAUUAACUCACCAUGGUAACGCCUCCUCGGUGUUGCCUCUGGGCUCGGGGUCAAAGUUCAACAGGGUGACAGUUAGGUUAGUUUGUGAAAGUCCGCCCGGUGAAAGGUUAUUACCCGGCUACGAAUAACCCGACACCUUGGUUUGCACUCGCUGCAGCUCGCCGGGACAACAACAACAACAACAUCACCGCUACCGCUAAGUUUGUUGUGAUUUUGUUUAAAAGGAAACCAAAAAAAAUGAGUCCGAGCGGAGAAUCAACCGAGGAAACCUCCAAAUCUUCAGUUUCCACACAGGGUAACGCCUUAGACCAACGACAGAGGAUGAAAAUUAUCAACGUCGUUUACGUCAUCGCCGCUCUGGAUAUCACAUGGAUGUUUUUGCAGUUUUCUGUAACCCCUUAUUUGGCAAAGAAACUCGGCUUCGACACCUUGUGGUUUGGUUAUUUACAAACCAUGGUAGGUGUAAUUCAGCUGUUCGGGGGACCAAUGUUUGGAAGGUUUGCAGAUCUAUUCGGAGCACGAGUCGCCCUGUCUUUGGCGUGUUCUUCAACAGUUGUUUUCUUUCUGCUGCUGGCCGUAGCAAACCACCCCGCCAUGCUGUUCAUCCACAAAAUCCCCACAGUCUUCAUGCACGUCCUGCCUU
Messenger RNA from Labrus bergylta (ballan wrasse), 834 nucleotides. NCBI's taxonomy places the organism in Eukaryota, Metazoa, Chordata, Actinopteri, Labriformes, Labridae. The record is from RefSeq and is a predicted model, not a curated record.